GAAAACAAAGUGGCUUCAAGACCAAAACCAACCGUUAUACAAAAGGUCAACAACGUGGUUAAGGUUCAAAUUUAAUUUGUUCGGUGCAAAAAGUGCAUACAAUAAAAAAGAUGUUCUCAAAGAAUGAACAAAUCUCUGCAUUUGCAGUAUAUACAAAGAAACGUAAAAAUUCAGAGACUUCAUUACAGUUACAGAAAUUUCAAAAGAAACGCUCAAAUAUGGGGAAUAAAAAAAUAAAAAGGACAGGCAAUAUAACAAAGAAAAAGAUAUCAAAGUCUAAAUCGAUUAAUAAAAGACAGAAGGAUCCUAAAGAUCUUUCAUCGCCCAGAACUGAUGAUGAUAUUUCACAGACAAAGGACAUCAAUAUGAAAAUGUCGGUGUAUAAUGUAAAGGACAAGAAAAAUACAGAAAAAAAACAGUUAUUAUUUAAUAGCAGUUCCUUUUUCAAUAACGCAGAACCUUCUACCACUAUUACUACUACUGCAAUAAAUUAUGAUACUCCGAUAUUAAACCUACUUAACGAAGAUAAUAAUAAAUCAAAGAAAAAAGUUAAUAAAAAGUCAAAGAAACAGAAUAAUGAUAAAUCAAAUACGACAGAAAAUCAAAGUCCAAAGAUUGCUGAAAUGGAUGAUUUAUUUACGAAAGAUCCCGUAAUACAAACUUAUAUGUUAUUUGAAUGGUUGAUACAUCCUCUAAAUUUGAACAAAUUUUUUAAUGAACAUUGGGAAAAAAAACCUGUAUUUAUAAAACGGACCGAUGCCAAUUACUUCAAAGUUCUUAUGUCAACUCCGAUACUUGACAAAAUAUUAAGAGAUAAUAAUAUAUUAUUUUCAAAGAAUAUUGAUAUUACUUCAUACGAUGAGGGUGUAAGAGAAAAUCAUAAUCCUGAAGGUCGAGCUUUACCUACCAUUGUUUGGGAUUAUUAUAAAAACGGAUGUUCAGUAAGAAUGUUAAAUCCACAAACCUAUUUGCCUAGGAUUCAUAUAUUAAAUGCAACUCUUCAAGAAUUGUUUGGAUGUUUUGUUGGUUCAAAUAGUUACUUGACACCACCUGGUAGUCAAGGAUUUGCACCGCAUUAUGAUGACAUAGAAGCAUUCAUAUUGCAAAUCGAAGGAAAGAAAAGAUGGAGAUUAUAUCAUGUAACAGAUCCAAAAAAUUAUUUACCAAGAUUUCCAUCAAAAGAUUUGAAAGAUUCAGAUUUAGGUGAUCCUUUUUUUGAUGAAGUAUUAGAAGCUGGAGAUAUGUUGUAUCUUCCACGUGGAACAAUUCAUCAAGGAUUAACUAAUAUGGAUUGUCACAGUUUGCAUCUUACUUUGAGUGUUUAUCAAAAAAAUGCUUGGUGUGAUCUCUUUGAGAAAUUGAUUCCAAGCGCAUUUGAAAAAGCAAUUGAGAGUUAUCCUAUUUUACGUGAAGGAUUACCUGUCGAUUUUUGGAGAUACUUUGGUUUAGUACAUCAUGAUAGUACAUCUAAUGAUUUUCGAUCAUCCUUUAAAUUUACUGUAAAUUUGUUAAUGGAUAAAAUUAAAAGUUAUCUUGAUAUCGACAAAGCAGCUGAUGAAAUAUUUAAAAAUCAUAUACAUGAUUUCUUGCCACCAUUCCUUCUAAAGAAUGAAAUGAUUUGUACUUCGAUCUUGGAUGGAGAAAAAAUGAUCGCAGAAGGAGUUGUAGUAAAUCACGCAAAUUUUAAGCCUUCUACAAAGAUACGAUUAAUAAGAUCUCAUUGUGUAAGAUUAGUACAAGAGGAAGAUGAUCAAUUUAGGCUAUAUUAUUCUUGCGAAAAUUCCAAAGAGUAUCACGAAUACAUGCUACAGUAUUUAGACAUCGGUAAACUAUUUGUAUCAGGUAUAAGAGAACUUAUCCUUAGAUAUCCCAAAUUUAUUAAACUUGCAGACCUACCUAUUGAAGAUGAAGAUAAUCAAUAUCAAAUGGCAAAGGAUCUUUGGGAAAGAGGUAUUAUAAUGACAGAAUCACCCCUAGUUUCCGUAUAAUAUACGAAAUGAUAAUUAAGCUUUUUUAGAAUAUCAAUUCUUGUUUAUAUAUACAUACAUAUUUAAGAUGACGUUUAUAUUAUUGUUAGACACCAAUUCCAUGUGUUAUCUCGGAUUUUUAUCAUAAAGACUGAUCGAACUUUUCUAUAUAUUGUCACAUAAGAAAAAUUAUUAAUUAAAAUAUUAUCUAGUUAAUGAAGUUAACAUUAUUAUAAAUGUAUACUAGUUUUUUUUUAAAUAUUAUUAAUUUUAAUUUUUCUUAUAACCAUAUUGAAAAUUAUAUUCAAUCUUACAACAGGUAUAUAAAGAUAAAUGUGAAUUGUUAGCACUAAAAAAUAUUGACAAUUAAUAAUACUGUAUAUGUAUAUGUAUAUAUUAUAUGUGUGUGUAUAUAA
Polistes canadensis is the source of this 2383-nucleotide messenger RNA. RefSeq names its product bifunctional lysine-specific demethylase and histidyl-hydroxylase NO66 (gene NO66). NCBI's taxonomy places the organism in Eukaryota, Metazoa, Arthropoda, Insecta, Hymenoptera, Vespidae. The transcript is spliced from 6 exons. The record is from RefSeq and is a predicted model, not a curated record. Gene Ontology annotation, cellular component: nucleolus. Bases 111 to 1988 code for a protein of 625 amino acids. Gene Ontology annotation, molecular function: histone H3K36 demethylase activity; histone H3K4 demethylase activity.